Sphaerodactylus townsendi is the source of this 1088-nucleotide messenger RNA. Its product is annotated as olfactory receptor 2D3-like. Lineage: Eukaryota; Metazoa; Chordata; Lepidosauria; Squamata; Sphaerodactylidae. Gene Ontology annotation, cellular component: membrane. Gene Ontology annotation, molecular function: G protein-coupled receptor activity; olfactory receptor activity. The record is from RefSeq and is a predicted model, not a curated record. The coding region runs from base 120 to 1088 and encodes 322 amino acids. Gene Ontology annotation, biological process: G protein-coupled receptor signaling pathway. The transcript has 2 exons.
CCCCACCUGCCUAACAAGGUCACGACUGUGGGGAGGGGAAGGAAAGGACUAUGCGGAGCUGCAUGGGACAACUUUUCCUCAGUGCCUGCGGGUAGAUCCUGAAAACCCCUGGGAGAAACAUGAAGAUAGGAGCCCAUGAUAGCACGGAGAACAUCACCUUUGUCACACAGUUCAUCUUGGUGGGACUUUCCAACAACCGCAAGACUCAGAUUGUGCUGUUUGCAGUCUUCCUCCUCAUCUACUUGCUUACCAUCAUGGGGAACCUGGUGAUCAUCAUGUUGAUUCAGGUGGACUCCCACCUCCAGACCCCCAUGUACUACUUCUUAACACACCUUUCCAGCCUGGAAAUCUGCUAUGUCAGUAGUACAAUGCCUCAAAUGCUAGCUCACCUGCUGGCUGGCAAUGGAGCCAUCUCCUUCACCCGUUGCGCCGUACAAAUGUACAUUUCAUUAUCCCUAGGUAGCACCGAAGGUCUUCUGCUGGGUGCCAUGGCCUACGACCGGUACUUGGCCAUCUGCCACCCUUUGCUUUAUAUCAGUGUCAUGGGCAGGUGGUGCCAACUGCAGCUGGCUUCAGGUGCUUGGGCAGGUGGCUUCCUACUCUCCAUAUUGAAUGCGGGCUGCACCCUUCGCCUACCUUUCUGUGGCCCCAACCGUGUCAACCAUUUCUUCUGUGAGCUGCCGUUCAUUCUGAAACUGGCAUGCGCUGACACCCGGAUGACAGAGACGGUCAUAUUUGGGGCAGCGGUUGUGAUCCUCCUGGUUCCCCUUUCAGUCAUCCUGAUGUCCUACAGCCUCAUUCUGUCCUCUGUUUUGCAAAUGCCGUCAGCGUCCGGACGGCGCAAAGCUUUCUCCACUUGUGCUUCUCACUUGGCUGUGGUCGUCUUGUUCUACGGCACGCUCAUCUCAAUGUACAUGAGACCUCGGUCGGGCACAGCUACUGACGUUGACAAGAGAACUGCAAUCUUUUAUGUUUUGGUCACCCCUCUACUCAACCCCUUCAUUUACACCCUGCGGAACAAGGACGUCCAUAAUGCAGUGGCUAAAGUGUUCCAAAGAUGGGUCUUCAAAACGAAGUUACAACAUUAA